Molecule: messenger RNA, 1692 nt
Organism: Onthophagus taurus
Lineage: Eukaryota; Metazoa; Arthropoda; Insecta; Coleoptera; Scarabaeidae
Product: tubulin beta-1 chain-like
Biological process (GO): microtubule-based process
Cellular component (GO): microtubule
Molecular function (GO): structural constituent of cytoskeleton; GTPase activity; GTP binding
Source: RefSeq, a predicted model, not a curated record
AUUUCGUUUAUAACAUUUAUUAACAAAAUCUUAUUAGAAAACACCACGCCUUUUAAAGUACCUGAAUUCAUCUUAAUCAUUAUCUUUGUUAUCUAUAUACCUGAGAUGAGCUCAUUCCACUUUGAAUCUUAAGUGGGUUGAGUGAGCGAUAUUUCCUUCUUUUUAUAUAAAGAAAACGUUGGCGUUUUAAUAAAUUAGUUCUUAAUUAUACAUAAUUGUAAAAGAAAAUGAGGGAAAUCGUCCACGUGCAAGCCGGCCAAUGUGGUAAUCAAAUCGGGUCGAAAUUUUGGGAAAUAAUUUCCGAUGAGCAUGGGAUUGACCCCAAAGGGAUUUACCGAGGAGACACCGAUCUCCAAUUGGAAAGGAUUAACGUUUACUACAACGAAGGAAACGGUGGAAAUUACGUUCCACGCGCAGUUUUGGUCGAUUUAGAACCCGGCACGAUGGAUUCAGUGAGAUCCGGCCCAUACGGGCAACUUUUUCGCCCGGAUAAUUUCGUUUUUGGCCAAUCUGGAGCUGGUAAUAUUUGGGCUAAAGGUCAUUACACCGAAGGGGCUGAAUUAGUCGAUUCGGUGUUGGAAGUAAUCAGAAAAGAGGCCGAAUCAUGCGAUUGUCUCCAAGGUUUUCAACUAACUCAUUCUUUAGGUGGCGGAACUGGGUCGGGGAUGGGAACUUUGCUUAUUUCAAAGAUUCGGGAGGAGUACCCUGAUAGAAUUAUGAAUUCUUACUCGGUUGUGCCAUCUCCGAAGGUGUCUGAUACCGUAGUUGAACCUUACAACGCCACUUUGUCUAUUCACCAAUUGGUUGAAAACACAGACGAAACGUUUUGCAUCGAUAACGAAGCCUUGUACGAUAUUUGUUUUAGAACGUUGAAGUUGUUAACGCCUAAUUACAGCGAUUUAAACCAUUUGGUGUCGCUUACCAUGUCUGGGGUCACUACUUGUCUUCGUUUUCCGGGUCAAUUAAACGCCGAUUUAAGGAAACUCGCCGUUAACAUGGUGCCUUUCCCUCGGCUUCACUUCUUCAUAACCGGAUUUGCUCCAUUAACCGCUAGGGGAAGUCAAGCAUACAGAGCAUUAACAGUACCGGAACUCACCCAACAAAUGUUCGACUCCAAAAACAUGAUGGCAGCUUGCGAUCCUCGCCACGGACGAUACUUAACGGUAGCCUCCAUCUUCCGCGGUAGGAUGUCCAUGAAAGAAGUGGACGACCAAAUGCUUAGCAUACAAAACAAAAACAGCAGUUAUUUCAUCGAGUGGAUCCCGAAUAAUGUUAAAACAGCCGUUUGCGACAUCCCUCCAAGAGGGUUAAAAAUGGCUUCGACUUUCAUCGGAAAUUCAACAGCCAUUCAAGAGCUAUUUAAGCGCAUCUCCGAGCAAUUCACAGCUAUGUUCCGUAGAAAGGCCUUCUUGCAUUGGUACACCGGCGAGGGCAUGGACGAAAUGGAAUUCACCGAAGCCGAAUCAAACAUGAACGAUUUAGUGUCCGAAUACCAACAGUACCAAGAGGCCGCCGUGGAGGACGAAUUCGAUGACGAACAAGAGGGUGAACUAGAAAACGAAGAAAAUUAAUCAUUAUUAAAAUUAACCAAAAAAAUUUAUGACAUGGAAAUUGUGUAUGUUGGGUUGGAUAAGUGAUUAAUCGAUAUUGCGUUUGUAAUUUAAUUUGUUUAAUAAAAAAAAAUGUUUAAAU